Molecule: messenger RNA, 1854 nt
Organism: Dacryopinax primogenitus
Lineage: Eukaryota; Fungi; Basidiomycota; Dacrymycetes; Dacrymycetales; Dacrymycetaceae
Exons: 5
Coding region: 1-1854 (617 amino acids)
Molecular function (GO): zinc ion binding
Source: RefSeq, a predicted model, not a curated record
AUGGCUACACCAGCCAAAGCUGAGGCGAGCACUACACUCUCCCUCGCAAAGAUUUUGGACGAGGAGCUGGCCCCACCAUCAGAGGAUCAGCCAAUGGCGGGUGCUGAAGAAGGGAGUGAGGGAGAAGAGACUGUUGCGAAGCACGGAUUUUGUGUCGAGUGCGAGGACCAGCCUGCACAGGUGCACUGCGAGAACUGCGAGGACGACUACUGUGAAGUGUGUUAUCAUGCACAGCACCGGAAAGGCAGUCGCAAGCGCCACGCCUCGACGCCAUUCGACCAACCUCCAGCGAAGCGAAAGAAGACUGCUGGCGUGGUUGUGAAUGGGAGUAAUGGCGUUGCUGCUGGGAUCGGGGGAGCGAAGACGGAGGAUGUCCCGGAUGUGGAUGACGAAGCAGAAGCAGAGGACGAGAUGUCGACGGAUAUGACACCGAUGGGCACCGACCUGCUCCCAGCACCCGUUGCCAACCCUAAAGAGGCAGGGGACUACUACCUCCAGCGAGCGCGAUUCAUCCCCGUCCGACUUACGUUGGGUGAACGCAAGUACCUACGACUGCUCGAGGCUGCACUAUCCGUCAGCGAGUACACCGACCGAGUGGACAUUCUCAGUUUCUCUUCCUCCAAAGUGCAGCGCAUACACCAGCAGAUCAAGGAGUUAUGUUCGAUCCUAUCCGGUCUGCUGCUGGCAGCGGACUACAAGCAAGGCCAAGAACUCUUCACGGACCGCGAUUUCGCCCAGAACGAACAAUGGUUCCAAGACGUGUUUGAGCUCGGGAGGAGAUUCAAGAUCAUGAAUCCGGAUAAGAUGAGGGGUACAUAUGGGAAACUGAUGUACCUGCUUAUGGACGCUCAGAACCCGCAGACCGUGUAUACUGUUCUCGAGGAAGGAGGCGCUCUAGACCUACUGAAGGAUGAUCUUAUCUCGCUUGCCACGCGAGAGAUCGUUGCCGGCAACCGACCGCGUUAUGAGAUCCAACGAGAGAUCAAGUCCAAGGAGCGCGCGAUCGAAGCCCUCGCAGCACGCUACUCUGGUCCACGUUCUGGCGGACACAUAUCCCAGGAGACGAUCAAACAGUGCCUAUACUCGAUUGGGGACAACCACGCGUUCCUCCGCGUGAACCGUGAUCCAUGCGAGAUCAUGAUCGGCUACUUGAAGAAGUCCUUCGAUGUGCGCGAUGCGAAGGGGGAGCAUGCGAGUUUGGCUAUCAGGAUCGGCAAACAGGGCGCGAGGCUCAGUCAUGAUCAUGCUAAGCAGUACGCGUAUGUGCUCCAGAGCCUCACUCUCUGGAGGGAAAUCUUGCAUGAUAUGUUCCGCUUGUGGUCCUUCGCCGAAGACGACCUGCUCGCAGCGAGCUCUCCAUAUCGGCUACGUGACACCGGCCAAGGUCUGAACCGAGUUCAGCCUGCACCUAAAACGUCCCGCCUGAUGCAUGCCAUCCUGCACAAAGCGCAACAGAAUAUCGGCUCCUGGGUCGGCUCCUCCGUCAUCCACAUGGGCGACCACAACGUCCCCAAUUCGCUGCUCUUCAUCGACAAGUACAGCCAGAUUUACCGAAUAUUGCUUCCCAUCUCCAAUGUUUUACAGCAUAUUCCCAAGCUAUUUAACGAGAACGGCAACCUCAGGGAUUAUGCGGAGAGCGAGUAUGGUGGGGUGGACAAGCUUGUGAGGGAGAUAUUGUGUGAUUUCUUCCGGCACGCGUUUGAUGGAUCUGGGGCUGACUCCUAUUUCGAUGCCGGCUCCUGCAUCGAUGGCCGUCUUACGAGCGCGUGGAACUGGUGCAGCAACAUCGAGAAGAAACGAUAUUUUCCUGUGUUCCUCCUGUGUGGUUUCGUUGGGUUUGAUGGGCAUUGGUAA